Molecule: messenger RNA, 9755 nt
Organism: Cylicocyclus nassatus
Lineage: Eukaryota; Metazoa; Nematoda; Chromadorea; Rhabditida; Strongylidae
Source: the annotation of a GenBank genome assembly
AUGGCGGUUCGAGUAGCUACUAGUUUACUAUUACUACACUAUAUAGUCCCUGGAAUUCACGCUGAGCCAUCAACAGUCGUAGUCCGGCGAGAUGCACCUGUAGGAUGGCUUGUUGCUGAUCUUCAAUUUACUCAACUAGUUACAAAUGACGAGACCCUUAGGAUUCUACCAUCACCGCAUUUCCGCCUUUUCAAGACGAAUGAGCUUGGCCAGCUCAUUACGACGCGUCCCAUGCCGGUAAACAUCUCCCGAUUUCCAUUAUACAUCAUGGCCAAACAAGAUACAUAUCAGAGGGUGAUCUUGGUUCAUGUACAGAUUUCUGACAGCCCAAUUAAAUUCUUGAUGGAUCACUACCAAACGCUAAUCUCCGAGACAACCCAAAAUGGUUCGCUACUACUGUUCUCGCGACCGUUUACGCUCAAAGCGAUGCCGCCCGGGCAGACGGUUCGAUUUGCUCCCAUCUCGUCAAUAGAAGCCUUUCCAAUUACGAUCAUCAGCCGGGAAGACCCGAAAGGCCGCGGAUUCGCAUUGAUUCAACUGUCUGAUGUGUUGGAAAAUCGAGGAGGGGAAGUGAUGGAGUUCUUUCUUGGCGCAUUUAAUGAGACUUGGCAUGAAGUGGCCAAUUGUCGAGUGACGAUCCUAGUACAAGAGGCUGCUCCAGAACCGCCAAAAUUCGAUGUUUCUCAUUAUUUCACUUCACUUGAAGAACUACAGCCUCAGACAACCGUUAUGAGAGUCAAUGCCAGAACCAACAAAGGGAGCGUACAGUAUGGUCUGCAGGAAAAUAGUUCGUAUUUCAACGUUGAUACAUUUUCUGGGGAUAUUUAUACCAUAUCGAGGGUCCCAGUUGGAAAAUACGAUCUCCAAGUCGUUGCCAAAAACUCCAUAAAUCAGAACUCGACAGCUACAGUAACCGUCUUAAUUCAAGACAAAAAGGACAGCUACACUUUCACCAAAAGUCGUCGAAGAAGGGAACUUUCUGACCCUAUAGAAAUCAGGGUGAAAGAAAACACUAAGGAAGAAUUCUCAAAGCGAAUUCCUCUUUUCACUGGCGAACAUAUCCUCGCUGCUCCAAUUGUCCGCGAUCACUUCACUAUCUAUUCCGAUGGUACGGUAGCUAUAACAAAGCCUCUGAACUACGAGAAAACAAAGGAACUCUCCGAGAUUUUCGAAAUUGCUGGAAAAUCAAAAACUCGUAUACAAACGCUCUACAUCAAAGUUGAAGAUGUCGAUGAACCUCCAGCAUUUGUUAAUGGCCCACUUCCAUUCCUUGCUGUGGUACCAUUGGAGACACCUGUAGGAUUUCACGUCUACAAAUUUGUCGCUCGUGAUGAAGCUGGAGAUGGUGAUGAAGACGUUGAGUAUCGACUAAUCAACACUGAACCAUCUGGCAUGUUUACUGUCGAUGCAGCCACUGGUGUUGUAAGGACAGCUGUGAGACAGUACAAAGAAGGGCAAACGUAUCGAGUUCUAGUACAAGCCAUCGACAAAACACCGAGGGACAACUCAACCAAGCAGGAAUCUGAGGUGGCGAAGCUUGAGAUUUUGGCUGGAGAUCGUCCACCUCAAUUUCUUCAACAGCAUUAUACCGUUUCUUUGGCUGAAGAUAGCCUCGUGGAUUACAGCGUUGUUGACGUACGAGCCCAUCGGUUCCGUGCCAUAGAUGAUCGUAGAUCAAAAGGAGAACUUACCUACUCCCUCUUCGGUUAUCAUGGUGGACAACGAGAGGAAACUUCUGUUUUUGGCAUCGACCCCAAAAGCGGUGUAAUUCUACUGAGAAGGCUUCUGGACUAUGAUGAUCCAUCGCAGACGAAGCUGCACAAGCUUAUUGUCAUCGCCAGCGAAGAUGGAAAGGAGUCCAGUGUACCUGUCGAUGUGCAGAUUACUGAUGUCAACGAUAACGCUCCAAUAUUUAGCAGACCGUUGUAUACAACUCAAGUCAGGGAGGAUUUCCCCGUUGGGGAGACGAUCUUGCAAGUGCGAACCGAAGACAAAGAUUCUGGUGACAACGCACGUGUUCGCUAUUCAGUAGACAACGACAAUUUCACAAUCAAUGACAAAGGAGAACUCUCUGCAAAGAAUCGUUUGGAUGCGGACCAAUAUAAAGAACGUUUCUUUAUCUAUCGUUUUAACGUUACGGCAACAGACUAUGGGAAUCCUCCGCUGAGUUCCAAUGCCACAGUGCACAUUCGAACUGAGAACACAAACGAUGAAGCUCCCGUUUUCUUUCCGACGCGGCACUACACGGCAUAUAUAGCGGAAGAUGCUCAAGGAGGAACUCCAGUAGUUCAGAUACAGGCUCGCGAUCCGGAUCGAGAUCAAGUCGAGUACGCCUUCAUUGACAAAUCCGGCAAAGAGACCUACGAGACAAAAUUAUUCCAAAUUGACAAAGACACAGGACUAAUCAAAUUGCGAUCCGGAGUUCAUGCCACCGAUCUUCUGAAAACUGACUCUCCCUAUAACCUCACAGUAAUAGCUCGUGACGACGGCUCAUGCUGCUCUGCAGAUUCACCUCAGCACACUGCUUUAGCUACCGUACUUAUAGGCAUCGAAGACGUAAACAAUAAUAGGCCAGAAUUUCGAAAUUGUGCAAGUUAUGGUGAAUUAGCAAAGAUUCAAGAAGGAGUCUACAAGAAGGACCCACCUACGAUAAUCAAGGUGGAAGCCACCGAUGAAGACUCGUCCUCCAACGGCCAAAUCGUUUACUCACUCUACUAUGCACAGAGUGAAUCUAGAAAACCAUUUGUUAUCGACAAACUUACUGGAGUUCUCACACCAUCACCACAUGUCAUCUUUGACCGGGAAACUCGUCCUAGGGAAGACGUUACGGUCAAGGCAACCGAUCGUGGAGAUAGACCUUUGAUAGGCUUCUGUCAGUUUUCCAUAGAAGUCGUGGAUGUGAAUGACAAUGCUCCACAAUUUGAUCGAGCUUCAUAUGAGACAAGCAUUUCAAGGAGUGAAACUAUCGGGACAUCCAUCUUGACGGUAUUCGCCUUUGACAACGAUGCUCCUCAUAAUGCCAAUGUCACAUAUCACUUGGAAGCGGAUCCAACAGCAGGAGAAGAGUUCCAAGAUGAUGCCAAAUUCUUUCAAAUUCUCAACGAGCACUCUGGGGAGAUCACUUUAAUGAAGCCCAUACCCAGAAACCAGCAGAAGGACAAGUUUAUUUUCAACGUGAUUGCUGAUGAUAAUGGCAUACCAGAAGCUCAAAGAAGUUCUGUUCAAGUCACGAUCAAAAUACACGAAAAACAACAAUCUGCACCACGAUGGCAAACUAGUCCUGAUUGUAAAAAAGAGGUGACGGUCGUGGAAAAUACAGAGAUGAACAAGAUUCUUCUGAAAUGCCGUGCAGUGGCUGGAGAUGGUUCCAAGAGUUCUAUCGUUUACAAGCUAAGUAACGGUGCCGUAAGUCGUCCUGGUAAACCUGACGCUAAAUUCCGGCAAUUUAACAAGAUAGAGGAUGGAAGAGAAUGGGUGGAAGUUGUCAUCAUGGAGCCGCUGGACUAUGAGCAAGCACAGAACUAUACGCUGACCCUCACUGCUACGGAUGUAAACUCACAUGUGUCAUCAUCUCGCUCUUUUGUGGUGCUCGUUCAAGAUGUGAACGAUGUUGUCCCACAAUUUACCGUAGAUCUGUUUACCGGGACCGUGGAUGAGGAACUUACCCCUGCCGAGUACUUAGAAAAAGUUGGCAAGCCUAUCACAACGGUAAAGGCAGUAGAUCUGGAUUCAAAUGGUCCACAGAAUGAGGUCCAUUAUCGCAUUCUGGAUGUACCGGAUCCAACUGGAGCACAACUCUUCCGCAUCGAUGAAUUUACUGGAGAGAUUUGGCCAAAUGCGAAAUUCGACAGAGAGCAGAAGGAUAUGUAUAUUCUCACUGUCGAAGCCAGAGAUGACCUUCCAUCGGCGCUUCCUGGAGCUGCCGGACCUAACAAAGAUAAUGUGAAAGUACAAAUUGUGAUCGGUGACGUCAACGACAAUGCACCAUACUUUGACGAGCCUAAAUAUGUGGGAAAAGUGCUAGAAAACGCCGAUCCCGGACACGAUAUCAUUACCGUCAAGGCACAUGAUCUGGAUAAACAUUCCACUCUUCGCUAUGAUGUCGUUGCUGCUCAGGGGGGACGAAUUCCCUUUGGAGCUCGAACUGAUAGCGGCGCUAUUUUUGUUAAGGAACCACUCGACUACGAACAGGAAGCUGUUUAUCAUCUGCGGUUGCUGGUUUCGGAUGGACGCCACAACGCUUCCACGGAUGUCUUCAUUUAUGUUGAAGAUGUAAACGAUAACGCUCCAGUGUUUGAACAGCCCAGCUACUCGACCACAAUUCUUGAAGAGGACCCGGAUAUCCCGAAAGUGCUAUUUCAUGUUAGAGCCACCGACGCGGACAAGGAUGAAAAAAGUCGUCGAAUUGUGUAUCUGCUGGAAGGACAAGGCGCUGGCGAGUUUUUCCGCAUAGGACGUGAUACGGGCGAUAUCGAACUUAUCAAGGCGCUGGACCGAGAUCCACCAAACGGGGUCCCAACUUGGAACUUCAUCGUGCAGGCCGUAGAUGAUGAUGGUAGAGGUCUGAUUGGUUAUGCAGAUGUGCAGGUGAAUCUGAAAGACAUCAAUGACAACGCUCCCAUAUUUCCUGACGAUCUCUAUGGAUACGUCGAGGAAAAUCGUGAACCACAUUCUCCCGAUGGAGUCUAUUUCAUGGAUGUCCAUGCUACUGACUAUGAUGAUCCAACUACGGACAAUGCCAGACUUGAGUACAGUAUCGUGUUCAAUAAGGAGAUUGAUGGAGUGCCGGUUUUCCGAAUCGAUCCAAAUUCCGGGAAAAUAUUCGCUAUGCGUGCCCUGAAUCGUGAGCUCCCCUCCGAACGUGAAUUCAUGAUCGAGGUUCGUGCUACCGACCAUGGAACACCGCCUCGUGAAGGUGCGGCUAAUGUGACAAUCAAAGUUUUGGACAAAAACGACAAUACGCCAUCGUUCGAACGAGCACAUUACGAGGCAGUCGUACCAGAGACGAUGCCUGUUGGAUCGGCUGUCAUCAGUGUAUCCGCCACUGAUCCGGAUGAUGAAGCGAUUGACAAUCUAUUCACCUAUACCUUAGCCGAUGAUUCGAGAUACUUCUAUAUGACCACCGAUAGAGAUUCCAGUGACUCCUAUGUCGGUGUGCUACGCGUCAAGCGCCCACUCGACUACGAGGACCCGUCACAACGCGACGGAUUUCGACUUCAAGUACGAGUUAGUGACGGACUUCACGACGCCACCAGUAACAUUUUCGUACAUCUCGUCGACGAAAACGAUCACGCACCCGACAUCGUCGGUCCUGCGGAAGUCCGAAUCUUCGAAGACGUCCCGCGCUACACUGUCGUCGCCAGAUUCAACGUCUCCGAUCGUGAUGCCAACGACCAUGCAAGCGACUUAUCGCUGCCAUUCGGAUUGGAUACUUCACUGGCAAAAUCGCGAUUUUCCUCCUAUGUUUCACCACAAGAACGCGCUAUUCAAGUAUUUGUGAUGAAAAACAUCAGUGAGGAUACAGCUAUCGGAACAGUGCUUGACACUUUCAAAGCUCAUGAUCCCAGUUUGCCAAGGUUCAAUUACACGUUCCGAAUUAAUCGACAGUCUGAUCCGAAACGGCAGUUUACAAUAGAUCAAGAUGGAACAUUACGUGUUGCUCAAAAAUUGGAUCGAGAAGACAUCAGUAGCUACAAGCUGAUUAUUGAGGCGUUUGACGCCGCCGGCAAUGUUGGAACUCAGUUAGUAGCCGUCUACUUACGCGAUGUUAACGAUAACGGGCCUGAACCUUAUACUGUUCCCAAACCUUGUGUGUUUCCUGAGAAUACACCAGUCGAUCGGCAAGGCACAUGUGAAAUUCGAUGUACUGACAAGGACUCACCUGAAUAUGGACCACCAUUCAAUAUGCAGCUUGAUCGAAACAAGUGGAAAUACGGAGAAUACUUGAGCGUCACAUUUGAUGCCCACGGAGAUGGUGGAAAUGGAUCGAUGACGAUUAGACCAUUAGUAUCUUUCGAUCGGGAGGCACCUACACCAGGCAAAAUUCUCGAAAUUCCACUGAUUUUAACGGAUCGCGCCGAUAAAACCAAUCAUGCAUCCGUUUAUGUCAUUAUUGGAGAUGAGAAUGACAAUCCUAUGCACGACGGAAAGAUGACGAUUACUGUAAAUUCCUACCUUGGUAAACUAAAAAAGACGCAGAUUGGUAGAGUUUACGUAGAAGAUUUGGAUGAUUGGGACCUUGGAGACAAAACAUUUACAUGGAAAGAGUCUCUACCCGGUUUUGAAUUGUCACCACAGGGAGAGAUUACGAUGGAUGCGAACAUGCCACCUGGAACGUACCACAUGUCAUCAAAUGUGCACGACAACCGACGAAAUGAGAAUGCUGUCGGUUAUGUGGUUGUCAAUGUGCUCCUCGUACCUGAAAUAGCCUUCGCCAACCAGGGUUCUGUGCAGCUACUUCUUGCUGACGAUUCGAGUUUGCAAUCCCCAGAAGAUUUCAUCCGGGCAGAUGCCAAUGGUAGAAGUCUGAUGAGCAUUUUCACUCAAGAAAUGGUCAAAUACAUGGGCGGAAAUGUUGUUCUUGAUGUGUUCUCUGUUCAGGCUGAUACCGCCACGUUACAAAAUCGUGUUGUACCUGUGAUCAAUGUCCGUUUCUCAGCACAUGGUUCACCAUACAGAGAUUCCACACAACUCAACGGUUUGAUCUCAGCGAAUCGUUACGAUCUGCAGAAUAAACUGGGAGCAACGAUUGUUGGCGUUGGAAUUGACAUGUGCAAAUUCACAUUCUGUGACUCCGGUUGUCAAACAGUCAACACCGCAGACUUCGAUGGAGUGGUUGUCUCAGCGAAUGACACAGUACUUGUUGGCGUGAAUGCUCAAUCGAAGGAUGAAUGCACUUGUCCGGUAUGGCGUCCACCACCACAAUGCCAAGCUGGUUUAUGCCAUAACGAUGGAGCUUGCCAUAAUACACAUCCGGGCUUCUUCUGUGAGUGCCGCAACGAUCUAUUGAAAGGAUCGAGAUGUCAAGGAACAACGAGGUCGUUCUCUGGGGAUGGAUUUGCCUGGUACAAGCCCAUGCCAGCAUGUACUAGCCUCAACAUCAGUAUGGGCUUCAUGACUUUACAACCUGAUGCUGUGCUAUUCUACAAUGGACCCAUGGAUACGAAGAACAGCGAUUUCCAAAUUGAUUAUCGCGAUUACAUCAUCAUUCAACUGAAGAAUGGCCGCCUUGCUUUGGAGAUGUCUAUGAAUGGUAUAGCACCGGUUAGCCUUGAAGUUGCAUCCACUGCAUUGAACGACGGAACAUGGCACGAAUUAGCGGUAACGCAGAUUGGAAAGUACAUCGAACUCGUCGUUGAUCAAUGCCGUUUCCUUGGAGCUGGUUCGGACGAUUUGUCUUGCCGAAAAUCUGUCUACACACCUGACGAUGAUGAACGAUUGAACAUUGUUGCACCCAUACAAAUCGGAGGCAUCGCUCCCCUUUCUGGAGGUCAAGCCUAUCCAACGGCCAUUCCUCACACGAGUCUGAACGGCUGCAUUCGUAACUUACGAGUGAAUGAUGACCAGUACGACCUUGCAACACCGUCGUACGAAAAGAAUUCCGCAGCUGGUUGCAAACUCUGGGGUGGAGCAUGUGAUAGCAAUGCCAUUGACAGCCUAACUCAUUGUGUGCAUGGAGAUUGUUAUGCUGACGUACAGGGUAGCACACCAAUGGUGCCUAAGUGCAUUUGCGAUCCUGGGUGGGGAGGUCCGCGUUGCGAGAAAAAGAUAGAAUGGAUUCAAAUGCAGUCGGGUGGUUACAUUGGAUAUUCACCGAAAGUUGCCUUCGCCGAACAAACUAAUGACAUUGAAUUGCUGUUCAUUCCCGGUAGGGUCAGUGGAGCUGCAGAGCUUACUUAUGGAGCGGACAAGUCACAGAAUUAUGUCUCUACAUCGGCCGAAAUGACAUCUGAUGGAUUGACUCCAAUGGCUAAAUUUGAUCUGGGAGGUGUGCGUAAUUCUCUAACUCAACUGAGGAUAAAUGAACUUUCACUAAAAGAAAAUUCUUCGUACUGGAUGCACUUCACAAGGAAUCCUACUAGAGCGUCGCUAUCUAUCGACGACGCGUACUACACGUCACAAGUGCUAGAUCCAGCUGGUAGCUCACAGUCAUUUGCUUUGCAAGUCAGUGACUUAUUCCUCGGCACCCAUAGUGGAGGAAGGGGAUUCCAGGGAUGUGUUGGAACAUACCGCUGGUCUGGUCAAAAUCUUCCAUUACGACGGCCGACCAAUCAAGCCAUUGACCCUGAUGAUGAAAGCAUUGUUUCCAUCACAAAGUCCGAGGGAGUGUCUGAUGGAUGCGCAUUAUUAAUAACAUGUGCGCAACUGCCUGUCGGCUACUGUAGUGGUACAAUGGUUUGUAUGGAUUUCUGGAAGGGAGCAUUCUGUACUUGCCCUGAAGGCGCGAAUGUUAUACUUGGUGAUGAUGGACAAAUCAUUGGAUGCGGUGAAACGUUAGCUGUAGCAAAACUGGGGAUCAGUAACAACGCCAUCAUACUAAUCCUCAUCUCAUUAGUACUGCUCAUUAUGCUUGUUAUGCUCAUGCUCGUCUACGCUCGUAGACAAGCGACUCCAUUCGAAUCUGUUCGACCAGAAGAUCUCAAUCGCGACAACCUCCGACCGUAUGCUAUCGAAGGCGGAGGUGAAGCCGAUAACGAUCAGUAUUCUAUUGCGAAUCUCCGAAAACCAGUUAUGCCCAUCGAAGGCAACGGUUUGUCUCUGGGACCUCCGGCACCGGUGUACACUCGGCCACCCAUUGACGACAGGUUGCGAUCACAAUUGCACGAUCUCGAAUCCGAUCAAAAUGCUGCACCAUUUGAUGAGAUCAGGAUCUACGAGGAUGAAAAAGAUACGGUAUCUGUUGUAACUCUUGAAUCACUCGGAUCAAUACCGGAAACGGAACGACAACAGAACGUAGGGUAACUGGGAACCACGUUUCACUUCAUGAGUUCCACAUUUCAACAAUGCUCAUCCCAUUCCUCCGUAUGAUCUGUAGCCAAACAUUAUCUCGGUGAAAAGUAUUCUCCAGACAUAUAUCAAAAGAAGAAUCCCUUAUAGUGUGCGUUCUUUCGUUUCAUCAGUUUUUUCAUUCUUGAGUUUUACCUAGGUUCAGAUGCAGAAUGUUUUGUUUUAUACACAUUACUACAUUACUUGCGGGUCGCUAACAUGUUUUAUAUCAUACUUCCACCACUGCUAUUUAACUUGCUUUCGCUAUUUAUGCUCAUUGUGCAUUUUUAUCGCCCUCGUGUACGUUUUUACGUUUUAUUCAUAGAUGGAGAAUUGAUGUUUCACAUGUUGUUGUAUACUGGAUUAUUAUUAUUGUUGUUUUUUGUAUGUAUCGGUUGUGUAGGACAGGGAUAACGUUCUCGUUUUUCUGUGUUCGGUUAUCCCGUGGUGCCUCCAUUGAUCACCGCCCCAGUAACUCACUUUCAUCCCACACAUAUGAUUUUCCUCAUCGAAUAUUGCCUCAAAAGGCGCUCUCAAGCAUCCCUUUCGUACUCUUUCUCUCGAACCUGCCCCACUCUCCCCUAUGCUGGGUAUUAUUCUCUGUCUUUGUAACAUGUACCGUUUUAUACAUUCUGAUGAGUACCCUGCUACAAAAGUGUGAUAGGAUCACUCCUCUAUGCAACUCACAUCUUCCUCACAGGAUGUCACAAUUCUUUCUAUUUAUUCGUUGUAUAUGUUUUACACAUUUCUGAAAGAAAUAAAAAUCAAAC